AUGGCUACUUCACGCACCGCCAUCAUCAUUCCUUCGAGCAGACGACGACUCCGUGACGCAAUUACAAGCUCUUUGUAUUCGUUAAGUAGUGUGUUUCUUAUUCUUUUGUUUCUAUGUCCACUACUUCCAGCAGAAGGGGACGUAUCCACGACGUCACUAGCACGUCAAGAAGAAUGGACCCAUUCCAAGUUGUUACUUCAGGAGAGUCCUGUAUUUUCUAUGGACAAUAAUGACAUGGCAGCGUCAUUUGGAACUGGACGACGCUAUCGUGAUGUCCUGUCUAUUACACGUAGUUUACCUGUCAAAACAGAUAUUGCACCAGGUGCUCCAGUAGAUGACCAAGCCAUUCAAUUUAUACCCAAACGAGUAUUUCUUGGACAAUUGGAGACGUGUAUACAUGAACGAUAUUAUGUUGGAGUUGAGAAUCGAGGACGUGUGUCUGUAACACUUGAUCGUGCUGAUUUUACAAUGGAAGGAUUUUCAUUGGCAACUGAUAUUCGAGGAAUUCGACUGGACCCGGGAGAUCGAUUUCAUGUGCAAAUUGUAUUUCUACCACGUCAAGUGGAACGAGACGGUAUGGACGCGUAUUUGAGACUCUUGACAUCAUCGGGUCUUUUUUCAUUACCUAUUCGUAUUGCAAAGGUAGUGGUCAAUCCGUAUGAUGUGAGUAUGAUUCGUGGUUCAAUUUUAGCUGGAGAAACGUUGGAACACUUGGUACGGUUGAAAAACCCGAUGAAUGCGACGAUUCGAAUUACAGAAAUAUACGCACGAGACAGUUUUGUUAAUCUACACUUAGUCAAUGAUAGCGACCGGACGUUUGGUCUACGUUCACUACAAAAACGUGGAAAAAAGACAGCGUACAUUGACAACAAAGUUGCUGGACAAGAUGCAAAAACUCUUGAGAAUUAUAAAAGAGUUGAUCGUGGUGAAUGGGAUGUGCCUGCUGAAACAACCAGUCCGCUGAUAAUAGUGGCAGUGAAAUUGGACACACCCGGUGUACAUUUAUCAUAUGUUCAUAUUGUUGCCAAUGAUCGACGUUUACUGUCAGUACCUGUAUGCAUCACUGUUUUGAAACCUGGAAUCCAUAUGGAGCCAGAGGAAGUAGAUCUUGGGGUGUUGACUGAUUUGCACCAAGGUCGUGAGCUGUUUUUUUCCUUGUAUAAUGCUGGUUUGAUUCCGCUUGAAAUUGUGGAGGUCAAAGUUUUGAAAAGUAAGCUGAUUGUUGCAGCGCAACUGCGAGGAUCAGCAGUUAUUCCACCACAAACACGGGCACAUCAUGCACUGGCAGUGCAGCUUCGUGUCAAUAGAGAUAUCAAUGGUGGUAGCUGCGUUGCGGCGGUGCUGUUGAAGACUAAUGCAUCUAGCCCAGAAUUAAGGCAGCAAAAACUGCGAUUGUAUGGCCAAGUUGUUAAGGGCCAUUUAGCUUUUCAGCUAAACGAGACAUUAGUGGGAGUUGUGGUGCCUCUCAAACGUGAGUUGAUUGAUCACGCUAGUGUCAUAGAAGAAAAGGGGUCCGAGCGAAUUGCGAACGUGCAAGAGCGAUCGAGUGCUAAUUUUGUGUCAAUUAUUAAUGAGAACAAUUCAAUAGCCUUACUAGCUGGCACCAGUCAGGUAAGAACGAUUCGUCUGUGGAAUCGAUUUGAUUGCCCUGUGGAACUACAACGUGUAUGGAUGGAUGACGUUAUGCUCGAAAAUGGCGAUAUCCAGGAAGUGAUUGUACAAAACUUUGAGCAGGGCGUUGUUUCUAUUGGGGCAAGCUUGCCGACAAUAUCAUUUCAGAUUACACUAUCAUUUGAAAUCCAAGGCAAACUAUCGAAGCCCCGGUCGUAUUCAUUAAUGGUUGAGACGAAUGCAACACUUCACCGAAUUCCAAUAUACGUGUAUUUUGGCUUCCUCACUCUGAAUUCUACAAGAGGGCUCCAGAAUUACUGCGUUUUCGGCAACAGCAACAAUUUACAACGAGAAGAAGAGUCGAUGCGGUCAUGUUUACUGGUGCCAAAAGAUAGCAUUGUGGCAGCGGUAGAUGGCGGAAGAGUUUUAGCAGACACCAGUGCUGUUCCUGUAUGUCGGUCGCUGUUAUUCGACUUUGAUAAAGUUGCGUCACAUGAGGCUCGUGUGGAAAUGGUGGAAGCAGUCAACGAAAAUCCAGUGCCACAGACGCUCUCAAUAACAGAGGUUUGCAAGAAUGCUUCUGUGGAUGUAUCAAUUGCAGCCGAGAUAUCCGAAGCGAAACUGUUUUCAUAUUUUCCGUAUAGAACUGGAGCAACAGGAGCUGGUGAUAGAUGGAACGACAGCUCUCAUGUUAUUUUUGCCGGGACGAGUUUUGUUCUCCAGCCUGGCUACCGUGUAGUUUUUCGUAUAAAAGUUAAGGCGAAGGACGUAUUCGGAGAAGUUACAGUUCCAGUCAUGUCGAUCAGGACGCAGUCAGAAGUUCUACACCUGUAUGCGCGUUUCGUGAGUGUUCAAGGCAUUAUUGAACCGGUUACAUCAACAGUUAUAUUACCGGCAACGUUUCCUGGUCGCAUGGAACGUGUUCACCUACAGUAUCGCAACACGUUUGACCAUAUAGUUACGGAUUUGGUUGCUACUGUCAGCAAUCCAAAACUUUACGUCGUGUCGAUAACAGAAAGCAUGAUGCCCAGACAGGUCGAAAGUGUAAUGGAUCUGAUUUUUUCCCCAUGGGAAGGCAUUGGUUGCGUCGGUGCAUUGUUCCUCACGGAAUGUUGGCUUUCAUAUUCAGAUCCUACUGAAGAACAAAAAUGCUAUCUACUUUCAGACUACGGAGAGUUUGUGGAUAAGCAGGACUUGGAAGCUCUGCGCCGCCGAGAUAAGUAUUGGGCUGAACGAGCAACAACCUCGACCUAUUCGACCAUGGAAGCCCAAGUGCGUUUACAAACUGAUAUUAUGGAAGAUGUUGCUGAAGUCACGGUCAAGGCUUUUCUUAAGCGUCCUAUGGUGACUGCACCUGCUGAAAUGACGUUAAGUCCUAAUAACGGAUCUCAGAAGAUACUUGGACACAUAGAAUUUGCUCUGACGGAAGUUUUUGAGCUGAGUCAUAUCUUUGUGCACGUGCGGAAUCCAAGUAACUUUUCAAUUAGCAUGGAGUUAACAGUUGCAGAAGCCGACCGCCACCUCUUUUACAGGUGUGAAGAAGAGUUUAUGCACGAAGUCAUGGAUACCAAAAGUGACGUGAAAUCCGGCGACCCCGACCACAUUACCGAAUUGUGCUUGGUAGAGUGGAAGACAGCGGUAGCAAACGGAGCUCAACAGCGCAGCCAGCAAGAGGUCGAUCUGCCUUCGUUUUAUUAUGAGGAAAAGGUUAUUGAGGUUUCUGCUGGAAAGGAAGCACAGCUUGGGCCUAUUUUUUACUUGCCCUCGAAAGUUCAAGAAGUGAGCACAAGAGUCUUUGUGCGCAAUGAACUCACUCACAUUGAGCCUGUAUCCUUGCUUGCACGAAGUGGCAAAGGAACAUUAGACAUAUCGGUGGACGCUUCAACUGAUUACAAAUCUGUGCCGUCUUACUACACAGCUCGCGAGUUCGCUGCUGUGAAUAAGGAUGAAAAAGCUACACAGCAAAAUGGGCCGGCCGAAUUUGAUGGGACGUUGAGUUUUGCUCUAACUACGCAUGAUGCACUAACAGAUUUUACACAAGUCGCUGAUCUUGUGCUUUCAAAUACGGGUCCAUUUGCAUUGACUAUUUUGAAUGUGAGAGCGGAACAAGAUGGCCAUGAUUUGUGGACGCAGUUAACAUGGAUAUCAGGCUCAUCACCGAAAAAUGAUUUUGUUGUAACAUCAGGCGCCAGGGACGAUUUUAAAGUAGUGCUUGCUCCUGGCGAAGCUACCACGGUUCGAGUGUCUUUCCACGCUAGUUGUUUUGCAGUUGAUUUAACGAGAUGGCUUAGCAUCGAUACGAGCGAUACUGUGAGUCGUGUGCGGCUCGAAGGCACGAUCGCCGCCGAUGCUGCCUUCACAUGCUGGCAUUCUCGGAUGUCGCCUUCCAUGCGGUUUGCGUUCCUCGCAUUGUGGUUGCUAGCAGUAGUGAUUGCUAUAAUUGCCAUAUGUUACAGUAUUUUCCUUCUGACUCGCGACGCGUGGACUUCCGAGGAUGAAAAACAGUCUGUACAAUUCGACGUUUAUGUUGACAAGUCUAACACAAAGGUGAUCAAAGUGUCAGCACGUGGUAACCAUGAAGAAUCGUCAGCGACCGCCUUGGGUAACGAGAGCAGUCCAAUACCACAGCAUACUCUUGCUUCUAUCAAUCGUAAGUUGGCAGAUAUGGAGCAAGCAUCUUCUGCUCCAGCAGCUCGUGUGGUGUUGCCUGCAGUAGCAGAACUAUUGGAACGUCGACGCAAGGAAAUGCAAACUACUUUGCGCAAUCAAUCGACACAAAACGACCGGCUAGGCAAGAACGAUGAAGUAAAAAAAAACAGCUUGAAUGGAAAAACGACCACAAAAGCGAAUGCAAGCAAUAGCAAAACAGUCUCGCCAACAUGCGACCGAAUUUCAGCGUCUGACGCGGCGUCUACGCCGGUAAUGGCAAAAUCGCAGAGCGUUGAACAUGAAGUUGUGAAGAAAGCAGGUAAAACGGAUGGCGUGCUUCCAGUAAAGAACGCAACCCAGUCAGCAACCGCUUCAGGACGAGAUUUCUUCAAAUACAAUAGCGAGAAAAGCGACCACUCUUCAAAGGAAAAGCUGCCAAAAGGUUUGCUCAACAUGGCGUCAUUCUCCCAUAAAGCUACUGUUCAAACCGAUGUCAGAGGGUCUAGCCGCAUCGUAAAACCUAUGAAGUUGUCGGUUAAUGUCUCUGGCAGUCCGUACGAUCGUAGCGUGAGGUCUGGACCCGUCACUACGUCGCCACCGAAGGAAAAGGAAACUCCGUUUGAAGCUUUCAGGUCUUUGUCUGCUCGAUGGCGUGCUGAAAACGAGAAAGAUAAUUUGAAAAAUGACUCCCCACCAGCGUUCUCGGGAAAGUUCUCGGGCUUACAAGAAUGGGGGAACGACGCCUUGUCCUUCAAAUCGUUAGUUCACGAUUUCGUGAGUCCAAGGGCCCGUGAAAACCGAUGCGAUGAACCCGACAAUUUCAUUCGGACGGGAGCACGGGGCUAUCUGGAUGGGUUUUCGGCUCCAUCGAUUCCAUUGCCGGUGAAAGCGCCACCAACAACACCCACUACAAAAGCUUCGCCGACAACUGCCAAAGCUCCACCAGGAUUUUCGCCCGCUGAUGCCAGACCGUUUGAGACACGAGCUGCGUUUGACCGCCUCCAAACCAGUGGCGAACCAGCCUCGUCUGUUUCAACUGCCAGUAGUGGUUUCGGUACCAGCUCACUCUUUGCAAACAGGUCGCCGUUGUUUGGUCCGCCUCUCCCUCCAAAUGGUGACAUCACACUUGGAAGUGCCGGCCGCAUCGGCAGUGGACGCUCAAAAUUGCUCCGCAGUUUGGACAUUCAGCAAGAUUCGACCAAAUGA
Molecule: messenger RNA, 5466 nt
Organism: Peronospora belbahrii
Lineage: Eukaryota; Oomycota; Peronosporomycetes; Peronosporales; Peronosporaceae
Source: the annotation of a GenBank genome assembly